Messenger RNA from Mesorhabditis spiculigera, 1734 nucleotides. Lineage: Eukaryota; Metazoa; Nematoda; Chromadorea; Rhabditida; Rhabditidae. The record is from the annotation of a GenBank genome assembly.
AUGGACCUGGGGUCCGACCAGGACUACUUUCAACAAUGCAAGUACAUUCACGAGGUAGAGGUGGUCAACCUAAAGCUGCAGAUGCGCAUUCUGGAGACGCACUUGGAAACCAAAGAUCGCCUAAUACGAAACCUAGAAGAAAUUAUCGAUGAGCAGGAAGGUCGUAUCUCAAACAUGGAGGAGUUUAUUCAAGGGCGCCGCGACAGCUACUCGGGACCCUCGUCGAUGCUUAAGGGCAUCUCAGUUUUAUCCUGGGACUUCGGACAACUCUCCGAUGAGAACCUGAAGCUAAAGCAGGCGCUUGCUGUUGCUCAACGACAGCUACGAAUGGGAACCUUGGUCGAAACAGAUGAAGACUACGAGAGCGAUUUGACAAGCGAAGAUCGGUUCCGCGUCAGCCCGGUUCCUCAAAAAUCAUAUGAAGAAAAGGCAAAACAACUUCUCGAUGCCAACCACACAAAUAAGCUGAAGCGCGUAGCGGAGGAAUUGAAAAACGAAAAGGAUGAGCUGAAAAGAUUGGCACUGGAUACGAAGGAAGCAUUUUCGGUGUGCAUGGCUGAGGUUAAGCUAAUGCUAGAAUCAAAAACGACGGACUUUUUCCAAGUUCUGAUCUCGCGAUACAAGGCAGAGAUGGAAAAGAGGCGCGAGCUGCACAACCAGCUGGUCGAGUUGAAUGGGAACAUUCGAGUGUUCUACCGAGUACGACCGCAGCUCGAUGAAACGCCAGGAACGGCCGCAGUGCUAAUUGAUAAUAUGGAUCCCGGGGUCGUACACCUCUCAACAAGUGCCGGCAAGAAGAGCAGUCAUUCCGUAGACCGCGUCAUCCCGAUGAGCUUUACACAGCCGCAAAUCUUUGCCGAGGUGUCCCCGAUCAUCACCAGCUGCAUAGACGGGUACAACGUGUGUAUAUUUGCGUACGGUCAUACCGGCAGCGGCAAGACGUACACGAUGGAGGGCCCGACCGCCAACCCUGGAAUCAACCAGCGAGCCUUGCAACAAGUCUUUGAGACUGCUCGAGACCGAGUCGGCGAUAUCAUCUAUUGCAUAAAAGUCGCCAUGAUAGAAAUCUACAACGAAAAAAUAAAAGAUCUGCUCAACCCAUCGGGUUCUAGCCUGAGCAUUAGGCUUGGCGAGGAUGGACGCAGUUCUAUUCCCGGGCUGACUGAAGAAGUGGUGGACAGUCUGCAGGCCGUUACUGAGACCUUGAAUCGCGGCAAAAAGAAUAAGGCCAUGGCCGCCACCGAAGCGAAUAAGGAAUCCUCACGCAGCCAUGUCAUUGUCCGGAUCACAGUAACAGGUGUAAAUAGUAUCACCGGGGAGUCAACUGUUGGUCGCUUGAACUUGGUCGACCUCGCCGGCUCCGAACGAGUGUCGCAAACUAAUGCAACGGGUCAAUUGCUCAAUGAAGCCAAGGCAAUCAACAAAUCCCUAUCGGAAUUGGGCAAUGUCGUGCUCGCUCUUCGCCAGAACAACAAGCACGUCCCAUUUCGGAAUUGUCAGCUGACGAGACUGCUUGAGGAUAGUUUAAACGGCGAAAGCAAAACGCUGGUGAUGGUGCAUUUGUCUCCCGACGUCUCCUCCGUCAGCGAAACGAUCAGCUCGAUGAAUUUUGCCGAAAAGAUUGGCCAAGUGCAAACAAAGAAUGCUUCUCUCCAGCGCAGCACACCGCAACGGAGAAGCGCAGUACUGCCAAGACCGCGAGCCGAUCUCAAUACAAACGCCUCGCCUAGAAAA